Messenger RNA from Helobdella robusta, 543 nucleotides. RefSeq lists its product as hypothetical. The transcript has a single exon. The record is from RefSeq and is a predicted model, not a curated record. The coding region runs from base 1 to 543 and encodes 180 amino acids. Lineage: Eukaryota; Metazoa; Annelida; Clitellata; Rhynchobdellida; Glossiphoniidae.
AUGGCUGGUAAAGUUUUGACCGAAGUUCCUGAAAUGCUGACUCAUCCAAUGAAUGAAAAAGAAGAAGAUGAUCACAGAGAAGAUGAUCAGGCAGAAGAUGAUGUAGCUGCUGAUGCUGAUGACUACCUCGCGAUUAUUUACGAAGUUGUGGAUGGUGACCAUGGAGAAGAAAUUGGCCGCGUCCAUGCUGACUAUGGGGUUGAUGAGGGUUUUUUAGAUCACCUGGGGUUACUAGCUCCUUUCGACGAUGAUGAUGACGAUUCUAAUGACGACGAUGACGAUGGUGAUGACUUUUUCGGUAUCGCUGGUGACAGAGAUGAAGGCGUGGAUUUUAGAUACGACGGCGAUGAUGAUGAUGAUGACGAAGAUGAUGGCGAAUUCUAUGGCGAUUAUUAUUAUGAAGACUUUUUUGAAUUCGAUUUUGACGAAUCUAUCAAUAAUUUUGAAGAGGAUAGCGAGGAUUCUAAUGACAUUGAUUAUUAUUUAAAUUAUUAUCGCGACGAUGACGAUAUUUUUGAUGACGUCGAUGAUUAUGAUUAUUGA